AUGCGCAUACAGGUGCUCUACGUUACGUUCAUUCACAUUGAGCAAUCUUUGGUUGAGCUUUUGCUGCAUCAACUGUCACUUUCCUCAAACUCCUUGCUUUCUAUUCUCUAUGUUGCAUGCUGCGCGAACAUGGGGUUGAUCACCGGAGUUGUUGCUUUCUUUUACCACUUACCUCAAAUAUACAAAUGGCUCUUCAAGCCUUAUUACAUAUUGUCUACAUUGAUGUCCACUGCAUUCCUCAUACUUAGGAAGUGUCCGGGACUUUGCGAAAACCUGAACACUGAACGGGAGGACCGGAACCCAUGCGACUUUGACUGGAGAGAAGUGGAGAUUCUUAUGUUUCUCGGUGCGAUUGUCAUGAUGAAGAACAGGAGAGCCAUCACCAUAGAGCAGCAUGCAGGGAACCUGUUUAUGUUCAGUAAGGUGGCCAACGUCAUCCUCUUCUUCAGGCUGGACAUCAGACUGGGCAUCCUCUACUUCCUACUAUGUAUUGCAUUCGUCAUGACCUGCAAACCACCACUCUACAUGGGCCCAGAGUACAUCAAGUACUUCAGUGAAAAGACCAUAGACGAGGAGUUGAAUCAUGAUACUCGUGUGACGUGGAUCGUUGAGUUCUAUGCUAACUGGGCUCCUGAGUGUCAGUCCUUCGCCCCCGUCUUUGCUGACCUCUCCCUCAAGUAUAACUGUACUGGACUGCGGUUUGGGAAGAUAGAUGCUGGCCGGUACGGAGAGGUGGCUCAGAAGUACAAGGUUAGCACCUCCCCUCUGGCCAAGCAGCUCCCUUCGUUGGUGCUUUUCCAGUCAGGUCGGGAGGUCAUGAGACGUCCAAUGGUGGACAAUAAGUUUCGAGCUGUGUCCUGGACUUUCAGCGAGGAAAACAUCAUACGUGAAUUCAACCUGAAUGAGCUCUUCGAGGCAUCUAAGAAGAUAAAGAAGGGUCGUGGUGUGAAAGGAGAGGACCAGAACCCCUCACUACCAGACGAGGGCAGCGAAGAGCGCCAACCUGAACCAGACACCCCAGCAGAGAGCAAGAAAGACCAGUAGUGACGAAGGGACAACAGGGACUGGAUUGUUCUACUGCACACAGUUCACUGCUCGUCACACAAUCGCUGUCAGUUAUCACUGGUUGUAUUACCUGAUGACCAGGAUUCAAGUUAAUUCACGAGCUUGGGCUUGUGGAAAAGCUGCUGCACGCAAACCAAAAGGGACAGAAUGAGCUACACUACAUGACCAAAAGUAUGUGGACACCCGCUCAUUGAAAAAUCUCAUUCCAAAGUUAUGGGCAUUAAAAUUGGAGUUUGUCCCCCUUUGCUGCUAUCAAAUCAAAUGUUAUUUGUCACAUGCACCGAAUACAACAGGUGUAGACCUUAGUGAAAUGCUUACUUACAAGCCCUUAACCAACAAGAAGAAGUUAAGGAAAAACCUUAAGUAAAAAAAGUAUUAAUAACAUAAUUAAAACAGCAGCAGUAAAAUAACAAUUGCAAUAGGGAGGCUAUAUACAGGGGGGUACCAGUACAGAGUCAAUGUGUGGGGGCACUGGUUAGUCGAGGUAAUAUGUACAGUGGCAAGAAAAAGUAUGUGAACCUUUUGGAAUUAUCUGGAUUUCUGCAUAAAUUGCAUAAAUUCCAUUUUGGUGGAACUCUUACCCCGCUACACUUCUGCAUAAAUUGGUCAUAACAUUUGAUCCGAUCUUCAUCUAAGUCACAACAAUAGACAAACACAGUCUCUGCGGUAGCAGAGAGAACAGUCUAUGACUAGGGUUAUAACAGCCUCCACUAUUCUGCGUAGGCUUUCCACUAGAUGUUGGAAUGUUGCUGCGGGGAGAUCCUUCCAUUCAGCCACAAGAGAAUUAGUGAGGUUGGGCACUGACGUUGGGCGAUUAGGCCUGGCUCGCAGUCGGCGGUCAAAUUCAUCCCAAAGGUGUUCGAUGGGGUUGAAGUAGGGCUGGGUGAUAUGGCCUAAAAGUAAUAUCUCUAUUUUUUUCAGAGGUUUGGACGAUUCACGAUAUAUAUAUCUCGAGUUCUUGUUUUUCUCUAAACAAAUUAAAAAAGGUCAAGACAUAAUUCUUAAUUGAAUUUUCUUUAUUAAAAUAAAUAUACAAGGCCUCAAGGCCUAUUUGUGCAAAACAUAUUAACACACCAACACAUCUAUUCUAUUGUUUAGGAAUGUUUGACCACUAGCUGUUUGAAUAUAUAUACAGUAUAUACAUUUUGAUUGAACAUUUAUUAAUUUAGUUAAUUUGUUGUUAUAAUUAAAACAGCCUGUGGUUAUUUGCUAUUGGAUUGGCAGAAUGACACAACUACUAACACAUUAGCCUACAGCUGGCCUGAACAUAACUUUUUUGAAUGCACUUUAAUUAUACAACAUCACACUUACGGAUGGCGAGGUGAAGCCUGUGCCCAAAGCACUGCAGGCGGGUCCAGUUGUUCAAGCACAAUGCUUUUAUCAUGUUGCUCCCGCUGUCAGUUGUCAUGCACACCUGUCGGUCUUUGCUCAUCUUCCACGAUGCCAAAGAAUCUUUGAGACCCUGGGCUAUUACUUCACCCAUAUGAUCCCCGGGGAAGUAGAACUCUUACCCCGCUACACUUCUCUGGCGUGGUUACAAUUUGUGAAAGGUUGUGAUUGGUGAUAACCUCUGUGCACGUGUUCUCACGCAAUUGGGACAUGAUUUGACAUUGGGCUGACAGAGAAGAGACAGUGAGAUGCUACAUUUGUAAAACGUUACAUUAUAACAGAACCUCGAUUCUUGUAAUAUAGGCAUUUUCCAUAUCGGGCUAAAACAAACUCAAAUAUAUUGAAAAAACUCGAUAUAUCGCCCAGCCCUAGAUUGAAGUCAGGGCUCUGUGCGGGCCAGUCAAGUUCUUCCACACUGAUCUCAACAAACCAUUCCUGUAUGGAAGUCGCUUUGUGCACAGGGGCAUUGUCAUGCUGAAACAGGAAAGGGGCUUCGCCAAACUGUUGCCAUAAAGGACAGAAUCAUCUAGAAUGUCAUUGAAUGCUGGCGUGUUAAGAUUUCCCUUCACUGGAACUAAGGGGCCUAGCCCGAACCAUGAAAAACAGCCCCAGACCAUUAUUCCUCCUCCACCAAACUUUACAGUUGGCAGUAUGCAUUCAGGCAGGUAGCGUUCUCCUGGCAUCCCCAAACACAGGUUCGUCUGUCCGACUGCCAGAUGGUGAAGCGUUAUUUAUCACUCCAGAGAACGCAUUUCCACUGCUCCAGAGUCCAAUUGUGCAUGGUGAUCUUAGGCUUGUGUGCAGCUGCUUGGCCAUGGAAACCCAUUUAUGAAGCUCCCAACGAACAGUUCUUGUGCUGACAUUGCUUCCAGAGGAAGUUUGGAACUCGGUAGUGAGUGGAGUGUUGCAACCGAGGACAGACGAUUUUUACAUACUUCAGCACUCACCAGUCCCGUUCUGUGGACUUGUGUGGCCUACCACUUGGCGGCUGAGCCGUUGUUACUCCUAGAAGUUUCCACUUCACAAUAUCAGCGCUUACAAUUGACCGGGGCAGCUCUAGCAGGGCAGAAAUUCAACGAACUGACUUGUUGGAAAGGUGGCAUCCUAUGACGGUGCCACAGUAAAAGUCACUGAGCUCUUCAGUAAGGCCAUUCUAGUACCAAUGUUUGUCUACGGAGAUUGCAUGGUUGUGUGCUCGAUUUUAAACACCACUCAGCAACAGGUGUGGCUGAUCUAGCAAAAUCCACAAAUUUGAAGGGGUGUCAACAUACACUUUAUAUACAAAAGUAUCUAAACGGAAACAUCAAACCUUCCCAAUUAUCGAUGCCUUAAACUUUUGAAGUGAAAAUGCCUUACACCGCCGUCUCACUCAUUCAUCCAUAACAGUUUUACUGUGAAUGUAGUGAGUUUGUUUUACUUGUUUUUUUUCAUGUUCUGAUACCUUUUCGGUCACAUUUCAACACCAAAGUAUGGCGUCAAACUGACAGUUGGUAUAAUCUGUUCUGCCAAAAGUGAAAUAAAACUUCUAUCCUCCCAGACCCCUGCCAUACUCUCAGCUGAUUGAAGACAGACACGUUUUUCCAUCAGGGCAACCUUUUAAUCUGAGAAGACAUCUUUAAAAACGUCUUCAUAAGGCCAUUUUGGAACUGUCUUUUUCAUAUUCAUCGUUGAAGUAAUUUGUGACACUCUUUCCAUUCAGCACAGCUUACAACAAUACUAUUCUAAUUUACUUAUGCAUAUUCACUUAUUCACCACCAAAGUAACAGUCAGACUUUCUCCAGUCCUGUAUGUCUGACUUUUUGUGCCAUUAUGAUGCUUAACUAUUGUCAUCAUACAUAUCAACUAGGUGUGCAUUUGGCAAGGAUAUUCUCUCUCUCUCUCACACACACACACACACACAUCUAAACAUGGCGAGGGGGACGCACACACACUCUGACUGGCCAUGCUGCUGUUUGAUUGGUUGGUGGGAUAGUCUACUUUGUGUGCUUCAGAACAUAACAUGUGCUACAUUCAGCUAGCUUUGACAUUCCAACUCUCAUAGCUUUGGCUUAAACAUAACACCACCUCUCACCCACACACUCCUGACACACCUCUGUGUUUCUGACCAUGCCUUCCUAAACCUAUUUGUGGCCAAAAUGUUAAUUGUACCAUAAAGAGAUUCAAAAUAAAGAAAUCAAGAGGCCAGAAUAUCUACAAAACAAACUAAAAUAUAACAUUCUUAUCUGGCUGUAGCCAUAAGAAAUACUGUAAAAAACAAAAUGCUUAGUUUUACUACAAAUAGUCUCAAGGCAAAAAAAAAAAAAAUCAAAACAGUCCUCAAUUUCAAACCAAUCACCCCAAGACACAUCAUACAUAUUUCUAUUAACAAUCAGACAUUACUACAGAAUAUCUAUAUUUAUACCAUAUUA
Salvelinus fontinalis (brook trout) is the source of this 4862-nucleotide messenger RNA. RefSeq names its product thioredoxin-related transmembrane protein 2a (gene tmx2a). Gene Ontology annotation, biological process: brain development. The transcript has 8 exons. The record is from RefSeq and is a predicted model, not a curated record. Bases 1 to 1044 code for a protein of 347 amino acids. Gene Ontology annotation, cellular component: membrane-bounded organelle. Gene Ontology annotation, molecular function: disulfide oxidoreductase activity. NCBI's taxonomy places the organism in Eukaryota, Metazoa, Chordata, Actinopteri, Salmoniformes, Salmonidae.